UUAAUCUUUAGUUUUUGCAGUGACAACUGGGCUGGCUCAUUCCAGCAGGUGACUGUUGUGCUAUUGUACAGCCCCUCGGAGAGCUUUUCAACUCAGGUACAGACAUUGCCGCAACUGGUUCAGCAUUUAUUUUGACAAAAAGAUUCUGGAAGAUGCAUAAACAAUAUACAUCGGUGAGCCCCACUGAUGACGUCAGUGUAAAGACUGAGAAUAGACCCCAACCAAAGAAAUACCGCUAUGUACGCAAAGAAGGCAGCUGUAACGUUGUGUUCCGCCAUGUUCCCGAGGAGUGGCUGCUGUUUGUGACCGACAUCUUCACCACCUUGGUGGAGAUCAGAUGGAGGGUGAUGUUCCUGAUCUUCGCCCUGUCUUACAUCCUGUCCUGGCUCUUCUUCGGCAUCCUCUACUGGGUCAUCGCUCUUGUUCACGGUGACAUCAAAGAACACACAAAUGACAUCUGUGUGUACGAGGUGCGCAGUUUCACAGCUGCUUUCCUCUUCUCACUUGAAACUCAAACCACCAUUGGCUACGGUUUCAGAGGAAUGUCCGAGAACUGCAUGAUUGCCAUUAUCAUCGUCACUGUACAAGAUGUCAUCAGCUGCUUCAUCGACACGUUCGUCAUCGGAAUUGUUGUUGCCAAAAUGGCCUCGGCCAGAAAGAGGGCGCAGACGGUGGGCUUCAGCAACUGCGCCGUCAUCAAUCUUCGUGAUGGUUACUUGUGUCUUUCCUGGAGGGUCGGGGACUUCCGCAGGCACCACCUGGUGGAGGGGACAGCUCGCGCUCAAAUUGUCCGCUCCAAGGUGCAUGCCACAGGGAAAAUGGACGUGACCUAUGAAGAUCUGGUCAUCCAGCAGAGGGACAUCGUCCUGGUCACACCUACCAUCAUCUUCCACAGGAUCGAACCCGGCAGCCCUCUGUACAAAAUGAGUUUGGUAGAUCUGCGGAAAGCGGACUUUGAGCUGGUGGUGUCUUUUACCUACACUGACGACUCCACAGGUAUGCUGCAUCAGACCCGAACCUCGUACACUCCAGCUGAAAUCCUCUGGGGUCAGCUGUUCCAGGAGAUGAUCAGGGUCAGCAGGAGCCACUACAGGGUGGAUUACAUCUUGUUCAAUCACACCGCUAAGGUGCUUGUGCCAGAGGUCAGUGCUGAGGAGUACGAACACAAGAAGCAGCUGCGGCCCUCUCCCCGACAUUCACCGAGAUCUUCCCCGUGCCCCUCUCCAAGGUCACAGCAGCAAAAUCAUCACGAAAAACGUCUGAAACCCCCAACGGUAACUGUGGAACUUGUGAAUGAUAGUUGCCCUGAACCAACUGUUUCAACAUCUCAAGCAGACAGUCAACAUCAAGACACUUUGACUCUGCCAAGUGACCUCAUAACUCAAGAAAUAUAAAAGAACAGUUAUUACUUCAGACAGCCACCUUUUAAGCCUACAGGUUGUCAGGAUUUCAUGCACAAAAAAUAAAUACUUGGUGGAGUGUCACUUUAAACAUUUAAAAGCAAUAACAUAGAAAGAAUACAAAAUCUAUAAUGUACAGAGGCUUGUUAUUUGAAAUAUAGAUAUGUUUUAGUUGGUUAAGUAAGUCUUUAUAGGGUUAUUGUAAUAUUCAGAUUAAGGUUAUUGUAGACUUGAUAAAACGAAAGACUAGAUGCAUAUUUUAAAAAAUGUAAAAUGUUUUUAUACUUUAUAUGGACUUGUGGUGAAAAUGUUUUGUUACCUGCUGUUUCCAAGGUCAAGAAUGAGCUUUCAGUGUCAACAUUUAAGCCAACAUUGAUGAAAAGUCCUUAAAAUACUCAGAAAAAUGAAAAUUUGAACAUCUACAAUUCCAAAACAACAGGGCAGUCUGCUGAGGAAGAUCAUGUGAUACAAUCAGAAGCUGCAGAACAGCUACUAAACGUGUGGUGAGAUUAUUUUGUAAACUGUUCUUAUAUUCUUUUCAAAGUGUAAAAAAAAAAAAUUAUGUGAAAAGAAAAUACAAUUAGACCACAACUUUAGAGUGUGUAUGUAACUUCUGUUAAAAGAAGGUCUCUACAUUUCAUCCUUCAUAUUACAUGACUGAGUCAUAUUUUAGUCACUUAUGAUAGUAAAAAAAAAUGAAAUUAUGGGGGCGACUACAGACCGUCCCUUAUCAGAAUCAGAAAUACUUUAUUGAUCCCCGAAGGGAAACUGUGAGUAAAGUCACCAGCGUUAAUAUGAAACACGCAUAAAAUGUUAAGUUUUCUUUGUUUGUGGUAGUGGAAUCCCAUUUGUUUAGUAUGGCAAGCUAUUCAAAACCGGUUCAUCAAACCAUCUCUUAUUAUCUUAGAUUUUUGGAAAUGACAACUAAUAUUUUACAUCUUCAAAUGUUUUAUGAACAUGAAGAAUAAGAGGAUCUGUUGUAACAGACUGACCAAAUGUAUUUCUAAUUUUGCUGAUAUGGUAUCAUCAAGCAGAUGUUAUAAAAUAUUAAAAACAACAGCAAUCUCUUAUAAGACAAUACCAGUGUCAACAAUUUCAAUAAAGUGACGUUUAAAUGUC
This is a messenger RNA of Siniperca chuatsi (mandarin fish), 2519 nucleotides long. It is a transcript of the gene kcnj16a, whose product is annotated as potassium inwardly rectifying channel subfamily J member 16. The transcript is spliced from 2 exons. The record is from RefSeq and is a predicted model, not a curated record. Gene Ontology annotation, cellular component: plasma membrane. Bases 153 to 1394 code for a protein of 413 amino acids. Gene Ontology annotation, biological process: potassium ion import across plasma membrane; regulation of monoatomic ion transmembrane transport. Gene Ontology annotation, molecular function: inward rectifier potassium channel activity. Lineage: Eukaryota; Metazoa; Chordata; Actinopteri; Centrarchiformes; Sinipercidae.